AUGAGAUUUGUUGCGGAACACUUGCACAACUUUGUGAAUACGGGUCUUCUUCUGAGUGCGGAGGUCAAUGCCUUUAUUGCACUCAGCUCCGAAGUGCUUGCCCAGAUGAUUUUCGGACUUUUUCGAGGCCUUCGACUCCUCCGCAUGAGCCAGGGGGAUUAUUGCAGAUUUGUGCAAUUUGCGCCUGAAAGGAUCGCUUUGACUUUGACUCCUGCUUCAACAAAUGGCUACGAAGCAAGGCUUGUAUUGUACAGGCUGGGUGUGCAUUGGCGCCUUGGACCAGAGCUUGAGCUGACAAGAGCUAGGCGCGCAGAGAAAAGGUAG
This is a messenger RNA of Durusdinium trenchii, 324 nucleotides long. The record is from the annotation of a GenBank genome assembly. Lineage: Eukaryota; Dinophyceae; Suessiales; Symbiodiniaceae.